AAAAAAGGUUAGUUACUCCUUUUUGUUGGUGGAACACAGUGGACUGGAGACAUAAGAAAUGAAGAUGAGAGAUUUUCUUAAAUCUCCAAUCCAAGUAGUGGCCUUUUUAUUUUUGAAAGGCCAAGUUGUGUCCUUUAAAAAAUUAUUAUAAAUCUUCUAUGGAUAUGGAAAUAAUGCAGGUGUUUUCUGGUGUAGUGAUUUGAGCAAUUACAGUGAUAUUUUGUGAAGUGACGGCUUUGCUAACUGCUAGCUAUUCACUACCAGUCUACCACUCCACUAUAACAACACUCAAAAUUCCUUUUUUUUUCUCCCAAAAAGAAAAAGGCAAUCCAAAAUCACUAUCAUGGCUUCCCAGGUCGAUGGCACACCCCUCCUCGAAAAUACCCAGGAUGAAGAUACCAGACUGUAUGCAGGUGACGGUUCAGUGGACAUUCGCGGGAGGCCUGUUCUUAAAAAUAAUACUGGGAAAUGGAGAGCAUGUUCUUUCAUUCUAGGUACUUUUUUCUGCGAGCGCCUUGCCUUCUAUGGCAUUUCGACGAAUCUUGUCAGUUAUCUAAUUGAAAAACUACACAAAGGAAAUGUCUCUGCAGCAAGAAGUGUUACUACUUGGCAAGGAACUUGCUAUCUUACACCUCUAAUUGGAGCCAUCUUAGCAGAUACCUAUUGGGGUAGAUAUUGGACAAUUGCAGUUUUCACCACAGUUUAUCUAAUUGGAAUGUCUGCCUUAACUCUUUCAGCAUCAGUUCCAUCAUUGAAGCCUGCUGAAUGUAUAGGUUCUGUAUGCCCUUCAGCUACUCCUGCACAGUAUGCCAUAUUCUUUUUCGGGCUCUAUAUGAUUUCACUUGGGACUGGUGGGAUGAAACCUUGUAUUUGGCCUUUCGGGGCAGAUCAAUUUGAUGAUACUGAUCCUAGAGAAAGAGUAAAGAAAGGAACCUAUUUCAACUGGUUUUACUUUUCUCAAAACAUUGGGGCCAUAAUAGCAAGUAGCUUAUUGGUAUGGAUUCAAGACAGGGUUGGCUGGGGCCUAGGAUUUGGAAUCCCCACCUUGCUUAUUGGCAUUGCUAUUGCAAGUCUGUUCUCGGGCACGCUUGUAUACAGAUUACAGAGAGCAGGAGGAAGCCCUUUAACAAGAAUAUGCCAAGUUUUUGUUGCAGCAUUCUAUAAGAGGAGACUGGAUGUGCCAGAGGAUAGUGGCGUCCUUUAUGAAACGCAAGACAAAAGCUCGAUUAUCAAAGGGAGUCGCAAACUGGAGCAUAGCGAUGAACUGAGGUGCCUAGACAAGGCUGCUUUGGUCUCAGAAAUGGAGACUGAAAGUGGGGAUUACUCUAAUCCCUGGAGACUUUGCACUGUCACACAAGUUGAGGAACUGAAGAUUUUGAGCCGAAUGCUUCCAAUUUGCGCAACUGGAAUUAUCUUUUCAGCUGUUUUUGCCCAAAUGCCAACCUUGUUUGUAGAACAAGGAAAGAUGAUGGAUAAAACUCUGGGGUCAUUCUCAAUUCCAGCUGCCUCUCUUUCACUUUUCAAUCACAUUAGUGUCAUUAUCUUGGUACCAAUCUAUGACAGACUGAUUGUCCCUAUAGCAAGGAAGUACACAGGUAAAGAAAGAGGCUUCUCGCAGUUGCAACGAAUGGGAAUAGGCCUUUUCAUUUCGAUUCUCUGCAUGUCUGCAGCUGCCAUAGUAGAAAUUAAGCGACUAGAACUUGCGAGAGAGCUCGGGUUAGUUUACAAGGAUGUUGUUGUGCCUGUCAGCAUAUUUUGGCAAGUUCCUCAGUAUUUCUUGCUGGGUUCUGCAGAGGUGUUUACUUUCAUUGGGCAACACGAGUUCUUCUACGAGCAAGCACCAGAUGCCAUGAGGAGUUUAUGCAGUGCAUUUUCUCUGCUAACAAAUUCUUUAGGGAACUAUCUUUGCUCAUUGGUUUUGACCAUUGUGACUUACAUGACAACACAAGGUGGUAAGCCUGGAUGGAUUCCUGAUAAUCUGAAUGAAGGGCACCUUGAUUACUUCUUCUGGCUUUUGGCUGGACUUAGUUUCUUAAACAUGUUGGUGUACAUUGUUUUUGCAAGAAAAUAUAAGGAGAAGAAAACUUCUUGAUUGUGGGGGAUGAGAUUCAUAAGGCAUUGUUUGUAUAAUUCAUUAGUAGAAGGUUUAAUGUAUAUUGUGAAAGUAAAAUUCAUUAGAGGGCCAAUACUCAAUAGGGGCACAUACAAUUGUUGAGAAACAUUAUGCAUAAUGUGAUUAUAUAUAUUUUAGAAAA
Cannabis sativa is the source of this 2255-nucleotide messenger RNA. RefSeq names its product protein NRT1/ PTR FAMILY 8.3. The transcript is spliced from 5 exons. The record is from RefSeq and is a predicted model, not a curated record. Bases 344 to 2092 code for a protein of 582 amino acids. Gene Ontology annotation, biological process: transmembrane transport; oligopeptide transport. Gene Ontology annotation, molecular function: transmembrane transporter activity. Gene Ontology annotation, cellular component: plant-type vacuole membrane. NCBI's taxonomy places the organism in Eukaryota, Viridiplantae, Streptophyta, Magnoliopsida, Rosales, Cannabaceae.